Tuber melanosporum (Perigord truffle) is the source of this 330-nucleotide messenger RNA. RefSeq lists its product as uncharacterized. The record is from RefSeq and is a predicted model, not a curated record. Lineage: Eukaryota; Fungi; Ascomycota; Pezizomycetes; Pezizales; Tuberaceae. Bases 1 to 168 code for a protein of 55 amino acids. The transcript has a single exon.
AUGGCUGUUUUCAGUGGAGAACCCUUACGCUGCGCCAACCCCUUUGCGAACCACUUUAUCCCAAGCUAUAUCAUACUCCCCCGAAUUACCCCCCCUCAAAAAAAAAAAAAAAAAAAUGAAACCCCCAUACCAAUUAGCGAAAGCACCCAUCCCAUGCCGUCAAGAUAAAGUUUAACACGCCAAGGCACAACAACAAUCCACCACACCACCACCUUCCUUCCUUCCCCCCACUCAAAAGCCUCCACAAAAUCACCACAACAAGCAAGAACCAACGACAAUCCAAUGUCAAAAUUCUACUUUGACUCCCCUCCCUCAACAACCCCCUCCCCA